Molecule: messenger RNA, 2081 nt
Organism: Venturia canescens
Lineage: Eukaryota; Metazoa; Arthropoda; Insecta; Hymenoptera; Ichneumonidae
Product: angiotensin-converting enzyme-like
Exons: 13
Coding region: 1-2043 (680 amino acids)
Biological process (GO): proteolysis
Cellular component (GO): plasma membrane
Molecular function (GO): peptidyl-dipeptidase activity; metallopeptidase activity
Source: RefSeq, a predicted model, not a curated record
AUGAUUUCAUCCCGACACAGCCUCUUGAAAAAUAAUAUGAAAAGACAUUUUUCUGGUAGUUCGACGAACAAAAAUGACUUGGCAUUGAAAUAUUUUCAUGGUAAUCAUCGUGAAAAGUUUCCAUUGGAAUCACCACUUCCGAAGCCCGAUUUGUUUUUAGAUUUGGUGAAUAAUUUGAGCCUCGUCGAGUAUCAUAGUAAUGCGAUCAGCCAAUGGAACUUUGAGAGCAAUAUAACCAACGAAACGAGAGCAGCAGCGCUAAGUUCUUCGGAGCGGCUUGCCGGAUUCCAGAGAUUAGUUUGGCGAGCAGCCACGCAGUACGACUGGAGAAAUUUCAACGAAUCUACUAGCUGGAAGAGGCAGUUCGAGAUGCUUUCUGUUCUUGGUGUAGCAGCCUUGUCUGAUAAGAAAUUCACGAGGUUGGAUACACUGAUUAAUGAAAUGGAAACGUUAUACGGUACAGCAACCAUAAACCUGUACAAAAAGCCUGAAAAGAAAUCGCGAAUGAGCAAUCACAAAAAAUAUCGACAAGAAGAAAAAAGUAGACAAAAAGUGUUGCACAUGAAACUUAUGGGAGGAAAGAAAAAAGACAAAGUAAAUGCCAAAAAAUCUAAACCCCUACCAUUUCACAAAGAUACUUUGAAGCUGCACUUGCACACAGAUAUUCAGGAGAUCAUGGCGACGUCCGAAGAUCCCGAAGUGUUGGCGUACGUAUGGAAAGCUUGGCACGAUGCCACAGGUAAGAGGAUGAAGAAGCAAUAUGUCGAGUAUGUUGGGCUGAUGAAGGAGGUGGCUCGGUUGAACGGAUUUCCAUCAGCUGGAAAAUAUUGGACAAGUUCCUACGACGAUCCAGACUUUGAGGUUACAGUAGAAAAACUUUGGAAGGAAGUAAAGCCUCUUUAUUUACAACUACAUGCUUACGUGAGAAAUCGAAUUCGAGCCAAAUACGGAACUAAGAGAGUACCGAAGAGCAGUAAUUACAUACCGGCACACUUGCUAGGAGACAUGUGGGCUCAAUCAUGGAUUCAUAUACAAAAAUAUGCUCUCCCCUAUCCGAAACUUAGUGGACACGAUUUAACGGCUGCACUCCGGAAAAAAAAUUAUACACCGUUAAAAUUUUUCAAACUUUCCGAAGACUUUUUUCACUCGAUUGGUUUUACGUGGCUGCCCACGGAUUUCUGGACUAAUUCAAUAAUAGAACGUCCCAAAGACAAGCGGGAGAUGGUUUGCCACGGUUCCGCUUGGGACAUGUUCAACGGCAAAGACUUCCGGAUCAAGAUGUGCACUCGCGUUACAUACGAGGAUCUUGUAACAGUUCAUCAUGAAAUGGGUCACGUGUACUAUUACAUCGAAUAUAAAGACCAACCUGCAGUUUUCCGGGAAGGUGCUAAUCCUGGAUUCCACGAGGCGAUAGGUGACACUAUUGCCCUCUUAGUGUCCUCACCCAUCCACACAUCAAGGUUGGGUUUGACCAAGACCGAGACGUACGACGUACACGGUGACAUGAAUUUCCUGUUUGCGAUGGCCCUGCAAAAGGUUGCUUUUUUGCCGUUCGCAUAUUGCGUCGACAAAUGGCGAUGGAUCGUCUUCGGCAACAACACCUUGCCUGACAACUACAACGGUCUUUGGUGGCAAUUGCGAGCAGAGAUUCAAGGCAUAGAACCACCCAUCGACCGGACCAAGGACGAUUUCGAUCCUGGAUCCAAAUACCACAUUGCUGCAAGUGUGCCAUACAUCAGGUACUUUGUUAGUUUUAUCAUACAAUUUCAAUUUUUGGAAGCUGCUUGCCUCGCUUCAGGCGGAUACGAGCCAGGUAAUCCUCGAAGACCUUUGCAUCGAUGUGAUCUUUAUGGCAAUAUUGAAGGUGGUCUAGGACUGAGACAAAUGAUGAAGCUGGGAUCGAGCAAACCGUGGCCGGAUGCGAUGGAGAAAUUCACCGGAUCUAGGACAAUGCAGACGAAAGGUCUUCUCGCUUACUUUAAACCUUUGUAUCACUGGCUGCAGAAUGAAAAUCGUAGAAGAAACGAGACCGUCGGAUUUUAGUUUCCAAAAAAUACUUUGUGAAAAGUUUGGCUCAAUCG